CUUCCAUUGUGAGCUCACAUAACGAACUCCUCUGAAAAAAACAAAAAAAAUGGGAACAAGAGAAAGAGACAGAGAUCUAGAGCUACUCAUCCCUGUCAGUAUUCCGCCAUUGGUGUCCGCCAUUGAAAUCUCUAAACCUUCAACCCCUUCUCCUUCUUCAUCCCCUGUUUCUUAUCAUCACACUGCCCCACCCAAAGAGGCAUGUUGCAAAGUCAUUCGGCGCUGGACUUCAAAGAAGUUUAUGUCUGGAAGUGUGAUCCUGCUUCCUAUAGCCAUCACUUUUUACUUCACUUGGUGGUUUAUUCAUUUCGUUGAUGGAUUCUUCUCACCGAUUUAUGCUCAUCUUGGGAUAAACAUAUUUGGUCUCGGCUUUGUAACCUCUAUUACAUUCAUCUUCUUGGUGGGAGUGAUUAUGUCAUCAUGGUUGGGAGCCUCUAUUCUCCAAUUGGGGGAGUGGUUUAUCAAGAAAAUGCCCCUUGUUAGCUAUAUAUACUCUGCUUCCAAACAAAUUAGUGCAGCAAUUUCACCAGAUCAGAACUCGCGAGCUUUUAAGGAAGUGGCUCUGGUAAAACAUCCUCGCGUAGGAGAAUACGCACUAGCAUUUAUCACGUCUACUGUCACUCUCCAUAGCCACACGGGUGAAGAGGAACUUUUCUGUGUUUAUGUACCGACAAAUCACUUGUACUUGGGUGACAUGUUUCUUGUAAGCUCGAAAGAUAUUUUGAGGCCUAAUCUCUCGGUCCGUGAGGGCAUAGAAAUUGUCAUCUCUGGUGGCAUGUCAAUACCCCAAGUACUGACUACAGUAGAUGCAGGCGUCCUGCGUGCAGUAAGAGGCGGAGAUAUUUCCGGAUUACCCGUUUAACUCUAAGAAAUUGCAGAGGGAUGAAGCUUCAGAGUUGCAGCAGAAAAAUCAAUGGGGAAUUCUCAGAAAUUAAGGCUAAAGUAUAGCACAAGAAACAGACUUAUUUGGGAGCCUCAAAUUGUGUUGAUGAAUAACUAGGAUUUGACUCAUGAUUCACUCGUUAAUUGUUUUUCUUUUUUUUGGUUCUAUUACGAGGAGUUCCCCUAGUUUCCCGCGGAAGCUUGUAUGGGUACCUCGAUGAGAAGCAUCCCUUCCAGACGAGGAGUUUUUUCCAUACCCAAGGUAAACCUGAGACCUUGGUUGAGGAGCAACUGCAAGAGGCUCGUAACCACUCACACCACCCCUAAUUGGUACUUGUUAAUUGUAAUUAGUUGUUAUAGAAAGUGUUAGAAACUUUUGAUCUGCUGUAAAAUCUGUAAUUUUACUGUUCAUUUAGACUAUGAUGAAGAGUUUCUAGUAUUGAGUGUUAA
Spinacia oleracea (spinach) is the source of this 1332-nucleotide messenger RNA. Its product is annotated as protein LIKE COV 3. Gene Ontology annotation, cellular component: Golgi apparatus. Lineage: Eukaryota; Viridiplantae; Streptophyta; Magnoliopsida; Caryophyllales; Amaranthaceae. The coding region runs from base 50 to 862 and encodes 270 amino acids. The record is from RefSeq and is a predicted model, not a curated record. The transcript has 6 exons.